UCCAUGUGCUUGCAGGUUUCGUUAGGUUAGAAUAGAAUGUUUGCAAUUGAAAAGUUGGAGAAUAAUACUGUCCAAACAUGUCUAUAAACGAGAUAGAAUUAGACGAAGAAAACGAGGUAAAACCGAAAAAUUUUUAUGAGUUGGAAUUAGACGACAGGCUGUUGAAGGCUAUUGCAAAAUUGGGCUGGACAGAGCCUACAUUAAUACAAGAAAAUGCGAUACCUCUUUUACUCGAAGGGAAGGAUGUCUUAAUUAGAGCACGCACAGGUUCAGGCAAGACUGCUGCAUUUGCAAUACCACUUAUUCAGAAGAUUUUAAUAAAUAAGCGAACACAAAAGAGACAGGAAAUUAAGGGCCUGAUUGUUGCACCUAGCAAGGAACUGUGCAAGCAAAUUUAUGAUGUUGUUAUGUCCCUGACUGUAAAAUGCUACAGAGAAGUCAGAAUAAUUGACAUUAGUCCACAAACAGAUUUGAAUGCACAAAAAACAUUACUCAACGAAAUGCCAGAUAUUAUUGUGGUUACACCAGCUCGAUUAUUGCAGCAUUUAAAAGCAGGAAAUAUGAUGCUGAAACGUAGCCUAGAAACAUUAAUAAUUGAUGAAGCUGAUCUGCUGUUUUCAUUUGGAUAUGAAAACGAAAUUAAAGCUGUCUUAACUUAUCUACCAACUGCAUAUCAAGCAAUUUUAGCAUCUGCCACAUUAUCUGAGGAUGUUAAAGCCUUGAAAAAAUUAGUUCUGCACAAUCCUGCAAUUUUAAAACUCGAAGAACCACCUUUGGCUCCUCCAACACAAUUAAGUCAUUAUACUUUGGCAGCAGAGGAAGCUGAUAAGGCUGCCAUCUUAUAUGCUUUACUGAAGUUACAUUUAAUUAGGGGAAAAACUAUAAUCUUUGUAAACACAGUUGAUAGAUGUUAUAAAUUGAAGUUGUUUUUGGAACAAUUUGGUAUUCCCACUUGUAUUUUAAACUCCGAAUUACCGGCAACAUCGAGAUGUAGAGCAGUCUCGCAAUUCAACAGUGGCACUUAUGACAUCAUAAUAGCAUCAGAUGAGAAGGCAUUAGAAGAGCCACAUGUAAUAAAAACGAAAAAGGGUAAACGAAAGAAGGAUAAAGAAUCUGGUGUAGCACGCGGCAUUGACUUCCAAUUUGUUUCCAAUGUAAUCAAUUUUGACUUUCCGUUAGAUAUAAACUCUUACAUACACAGAGCAGGACGUACUGCUCGCGGAAAGAACCAAGGAACUGCUCUUAGUUUUGUGGCAAUCAGAGAAAGACCACUGAUGGAAACAGUAGAAGAACAAUUAAAGUGCACUUACAAUUGCGAGAAGUUAUUUAAGACUUAUUUAUUUAAAUUGGAAGAAGUGGAAGGUUUCCGUUAUCGUGCAAAAGAUGGUUGGAAAGCUGUCACAAGAAUUGCGGUCCGAGAGGCACGAUUAAAAGAAAUUAAACAGGAAGUUAUGAAUUGUGAAAAGUUAAAAAGUUAUUUCGAGGACAAUCCACGAGAUUUGCAGUCAUUGCGCCAAGAUAAGGCGUUACAUACUGUGAAACUGCAGCCACAUUUAAAAGAUGUACCUGAAUACAUUGUACCACCAACUUUAAAGGGUAUCAUGGGAAUAGGAAAAAGAAAAAGAAAAUUUGAUAGAGACGCUGCAUCAUCCGGAGCAACAGCUGUCAAAUCAAGACAUCAAGCUCGCGCAUCAAAUCCACUGAUAAGUUUACAGAUACCGACGAAAAAAUAAUUUCUUGUAAAUUAAUUCAGUACACUUUAUAAUUUUAUUAAGAUUACACACAGUACAUGACACUCAUGUAUA
Molecule: messenger RNA, 1805 nt
Organism: Nylanderia fulva
Lineage: Eukaryota; Metazoa; Arthropoda; Insecta; Hymenoptera; Formicidae
Gene: Hlc
Product: putative ATP-dependent RNA helicase DDX56
Cellular component (GO): cytosol
Molecular function (GO): nucleic acid binding; ATP binding; RNA helicase activity
Source: RefSeq, a predicted model, not a curated record